Molecule: messenger RNA, 3011 nt
Organism: Plutella xylostella (diamondback moth)
Lineage: Eukaryota; Metazoa; Arthropoda; Insecta; Lepidoptera; Plutellidae
Source: RefSeq, a predicted model, not a curated record
CCCAGGGCCCAGGCCGCAAUGCAGUGCUGGCGAUGUGGCAAGCCACAUCGGCCGGAUAGAUGCAAAUUUGUGCAUUAUAAUUGUGAUCAGUGUAAUCAAAGGGGUCACCUAAAAGUGAUGUGUAAACAAGUAAAUAACAGUGAUAAUAGAUGGUCCGGGCGGCACCAUUUCGUGAAUGAGGAGUCGGACGAGGACAUGUUUAACAUUGCGGUCGUAGCACAAGCUGAGUGACGCGGAGGGCGUGUACGUGCGCGCGCGGCCCGUGCCGCUGGCGCUGCGGGCGCGCGUGGAGGCCGAGCUGCAGCGGCUGCAGGCCGACGGCUCGGUGUACCGCGUCCACCACUCAGACUACGGCACCCCCAUCGUACCGGUCGUCAAGGAGAAUGGCGAGGUACGGAUAUGCGGUGAUUAUAAGAUCACAAUUAACCCUAAAUUAAAGAGGGACUUUUACCCUUUACCUCGCAUUGAGGAAUUAUUUGCUAAUUUGAGCGGGGGGGAAAAAUUUUCAAAGAUAGAUUUGAAACAUGCCUAUGAACAGUGUCUUUUAUCUGAAGACUCUCAGCCGUACACGGCUAUCACGACGCACAUGGGUACAUUUGCCUACCGCCGUACCCCGUAUGGGUUAUCGUGCAUUCCAGAAAAAUUCCAAAAGUUAAUGGAAGAGACACUACGAGGGGUGCCUGGUACUGUAGUAUUUUUAGAUGACAUUUGCUAUACGGGUGCUAAUGAAAAAGAGCAUAUAAGUAAUCUCAGGGCUGUACUCGAACGGUUACGUAACAUGGGACUCACUAUUAAACUAAGUAAAUGUGAAUUUAUGAAAAAUGAGGUCAAAUACUUGGGCUUUAUAAUAGAUAAGGAUGGCUUGAGGCCUGAUCCAACGAAAUUAGAGGCCAUUUCCAGUGCGCCACGACCUGAAGAUGUAUCGCAAUUAAAAAGUUUUUUAGGGAUGUUAAAUUAUUAUGGAAAAUUCAUCCCUAACCUGAGUAGCUUACUUCAUCCAUUACAUAAUUUGUUAAGAAAGGAAGCGAGCUGGAAAUGGGACUCAUUAUGUGAUAAGGCUUUUUUAGAGGCGAAACAGGCUUUGCUGAGUGAACGUGUACUAGCCCACUACGAGGAGGGGCGGGCCGUGGUGCUGUCGGUGGACAGCAGCGCGUACGGGCUGGGCGGCGUGCUGGCGCACCGCUACGAGGACGGCUCCGAGCGCCCCGUCAGCUGCGUGUCGCGCACGCUCAGCCCGGCCGAACGUAAUUAUAGUCAGCUCGACAAGGAAGCACUAGCUAUAUUUUACGGAAUUACCAAACACCAUCAGUACCUAUUUGGCCGUCGAUUCAUUUUACGAACGGACCAUCAGCCGUUGAGUUACAUUUUUGGGGCUAAAGGGGGUAUUCCUCAGACGGCGGCUAGUCGCCUUCAGAGGUGGGCAGCUCGUUUAGCUGCGUAUGAUUUUACAGUCGAAUUUGUUAGAUCGGCGGACAAUGGCCCGGCCGACGCAUUAUCGCGUUUACCGUUACCUCAGCAAGGUCGUGUAAAGGACGUUGUUAACUAUAUAAACUUGAUUGAGGAGUCAUUGCCUAUAAGUUUCCAUGACAUUGCUAAAGAGACCAAGAAAGAUGUGUUGCUAAGUAAAAUCUAUGGUUAUGUUUUAUUUGGUUGGCCGUCGAACACCACUUGCGAGGAAGAAAAACCAUAUUUUGCGCGUAAACAUGAACUAACAAUUGACUUAGGUUGUCUAAUUUAUAAGUACAGAAUAGUGAUACCGGGCACUUUACAUAAAAAGAUUUUAGAAGAAAUUCAUGAGGGCCACUUGGGUAUAAAUAAAAUGAAAAAUUUAUCACGAAAUUAUGUUUAUUGGUCUACUUUAGAUCGAGAUAUAGAAGAUAUUUGUAAAAUGUGCAGCGCGUGCCGCGCGGUCCGCGACGCGCCCCCGCGCGCCCCGCUGCACCCCUGGGAGUUCCCACUCAACCCGUGGCAAAGAGUUCAUGCGGAUUUCGGGGAAUGUGGAGGUAAAAAGUACCUAAUAAUAGUGGAUGCACACUCCAAAUGGAUUGAAGCCAUUAUGAUGCGUAGUACAGAUUCGCGAUCGACAAUAGCCGCAUUCAGAUCAGUUUUUGCAUCACAGGGUUUACCCUCGCAAUUGGUGACCGAUAAUGGCCCGCCGUUCUUUAGUUUAGAGUUUAAGGAAUUUUGUGAAAAGAAUUGCAUUCAACAUGUAACGUCAGCUCCUUAUAGGCCGCAAGGUAACGGGGCGGCAGAGAAUGCCGUAAAAACAAUAAAAAAAUGUUUAAAACGGGCUUUACAUGAGGGGGAGGACGUUGCUACCGCUUUAUCAAAAUUUCUUUUGCAAUACCGUAACUGUCCCCAUGCAACGACGGGGGUGGCCCCGGCGGUCGCGUUGAUGGGGCGGCGCCUGCGCUCGCGGCUGGACGCGCUGCGCCCCGACGUGGCGGCCGCGGUGCAGCGCGCGCAGCGGCGCCAGCAGCAGAACGCGCCGGGCUCCCCGCGCCCCGCGCUGCUCCCGGGGGACACCGUGCUGGCCAGGGAUUACUCCGCGCGGGGGGGGAAGUGGACAGAAGGGAAGCUAGUCGAACAAACCGGACCAGUUUCGUACAAAGUUGACGUAGGUCGAGAGGUACAAUGGCGGAGACAUUCGGAUCAGCUGAUUCCAGUAAAUAGAAACCGAUAUUCAUUAACGCGGGCUAAUGCUAAUGUAGUUGCCAAUGACUCGGUAGAAGUUGAUAAGGAUGCUGACGUUACAUUUGAGGAUGCGUCAGAGGGUGAAGGGGACACGGCGGCGGCUGACCAUAAUAGCCCGGUCGGUGGCAGUAACAGUAAACAAGUGACGUCACCGCCGCCGCAUCAGCUGUUGCCCUCCGACAUGUCGGCCCGAGCGUUGCGCGCUCUCAAUAGGGCUCAACGAAUUAAUAAGAAUAAUAACUAAGUACCUACCAACUUAAAACAGAAAUAACUUCAUUUGUUUACGUUGUUAUGAUGUAGUGUGUUAAAUUGUUAAU